Messenger RNA from Iphiclides podalirius (scarce swallowtail), 1617 nucleotides. The record is from the annotation of a GenBank genome assembly. Lineage: Eukaryota; Metazoa; Arthropoda; Insecta; Lepidoptera; Papilionidae.
AUGUUAUCGAUAUUGACAAACUCUAAACUGUUGUGGGGGCUGUGGCAACUUGUGAGCUACUGUAGUUCGCGAACGACGCUACCUCUGGUGUUGGCAACGGGCGUUGUGUUCCUGGCAACACGGCUGAUGGCUGUGCUCCGAGAGAUGCGCAAACUACCCCCGGGGCCCUGGGGUCCUCCGGUCGUCGGCUAUCUACCCUUCCUCGGUAUCCGCCACAAAACCUUCUUGGAGCUCGCGCGAAGCUACGGCGCUCUGUUCUCCGCCCGCCUCGGGAAUCAGUUGACGGUCGUCCUUAGCGACUACAAACUCAUUAGGGAGGCUUUCCGCCGUGAAGAAUUCACUGGUCGCCCCAGCACUCCGCUGAUGCACACCUUAGAUGGUCUCGGUAUCAUCAACAGUGAAGGUAGACUGUGGAAAAGCCAGCGCCGGUUCCUGCACGAGAAACUCCGCGAGUUUGGCAUGACUUACAUGGGCAACGGCAAGAAAAUCAUGGAGGGCAGAAUCAAGAGCGAGGUUUACGAGCUGAUAGAGAACUUGCAACGAACGGAAGGCGCGCCUAUAGACGCAAACCCGUUGCUCGCUUUAGGAGUGUCCAAUGUUAUUUGCGGAAUCACGAUGUCCGUACGAUUCAGUCAUGGCGAUUCACGCUUCGAGAGGCUCAACCAUCUCAUUGAAGAGGGCAUGCGGCUGUUCGGCGAAAUACAUUAUGGAGAAUAUAUACCACUAUAUAAUUAUCUUCCUGGCAAGGCUCAGGCCCAGGAGAAAGUGGUCAAAAACCGUGAAGAAAUGUUCGCAUUUUACCAGACUUUGAUCGAUGAACAUCGCGACACUCUCGAUCUAAACAAAGCUAGAGAUCUUAUUGAUGUUUAUCUUAUUGAAAUCGAAAAGGCGAAAAAUGAAGGCAGAGCCGGUGAACUAUUUGAAGGGCGAGAUCACGAACUACAAAUUAAGCAAAUUCUCGGAGAUCUUUUCUCAGCCGGAAUGGAAACUAUCAAGUCUUCGCUUUUAUGGAUGAUCGUGUUUAUGUUGAGAAAUCCCGAUGUGAAGAGACGAGUUCAAGAGGAAUUAGACCGUGUCGUUGGUCGGGAGCGUUUACCCACCAUUGAGGACAUGCCAAAUCUCCCAUACACCGAGACCACAAUUUUAGAAACUUUGCGGAUGUCUAGCAUUGUUCCUCUGGCUACAACACACUCUCCCACAAAGGACGUUCAUCUCAACGGCUACAGAAUCCCAGCGGGUUCUCAAGUUGUUCCUCUCAUCAACUGCGUCCACAUGGACCCAAAACUUUGGGACGAGCCGAACAAGUUCAAUCCAAGCAGAUUUAUCGACGACACCGGAAAAAUCAAGCGCCCGGAAUACUUCAUGCCUUUCGGGGUUGGUCGCCGUAUGUGCCUUGGUGACGUCCUCGCCCGUAUGGAGAUGUUUAUGUUUUUCGCUAGUAUGAUGCAUCAAUUUGACGUACAAAUGGAAGCAGGUGACGCUCCCCCAUCAUUGGAAGGCACGGUGGGGGCCACUAUUUCACCCCAAGCGUUUCGAGUACGCUUCUUGCCGCGGAUGAUGCUCAGCACCCCAACUCUUGGACCCGACCACCCCCAUCUGCGCCAUGUUGGAGCCCAC